GCAUGCGCUGUUCUGGCUUCCUGCUCUGUUGUUGUUUUUUCCAGAUCCAAGAUGGAGGUCGGCUUCACGGGGAAAGAGGCCUACCGGCAGCAUUUCAGCCCCAAAGACUAUCUCAGCAUGCAUUUGCCGUUUGGGAGCGGGAGCGCGCCCGGCUGCGAGGCCCUCUUCUCCUUCGUCCUGGAGAAGCUGCACCAGGCCUUCCUCCCGAGCGGCAUCCAAGGAGACACCCUGAUUGAUAUCGGCAGCGGUCCCUCCAUCUACCAGCUCCUCUCCGCCUGUGAGUCCUUCAAGGAGAUCAUUGCCAGUGAUUUCCUUGAGCAGAACCGGGAGGAGAUGCAGAAAUGGCUGAAGAAGGACCCGGAAGCAUUUGACUGGAGUCCCAUCGUGAAAUAUGUCUGCCAGCUGGAGGGGAACAGGGAGAAGUGGGUGGAAAAGGAAGAGAAGCUCCGGAGGACCGUCAAGCAAGUCCUGAAAUGCGACGUGACUUUGGCCAACCCUUUCCAUCCUUUGGUGGUCCCUCCGGCCGACUGCGUCCUCUCCACUCUCUGCCUGGAAGCGGCCUGCCAAGACCUUCCCACGUACCGUUCUGCCGUGAGGAACGUGGGCUCCUUGGUCAAACCCGGGGGCCACCUUGUCUUCGCGGUGGUCACUGAGGAGACCUUCUACAUGGUUGGCCCACACCGCUUCUCCUGCCUUUACUUGACCAAAGACAGGGUCGAAGAGGCCGUGAAAGAGGCUGGGUUUUGCAUUCGUUGGUUUGAAAUGGUCGAGGCGCAUUUGCCGCCAGAGAUCACUGAUGUUCACCAUGUGGCUGUUCUAGUGGCCCAGAAACAGCAUUAGGGGCUGGCGGAGGAGACAAUAGCCAAGCAGAUGCCCAUAGCCACAAUGCUGAGGGACCUGGGCUGCUUAUUGUGACAGAAUACAGACAAAAAUAGAAUCCUAGAGUUGGAAGAGACCUCCUGGGCCAUCCAGUCCAACCCCAUUCUGCCAAGAAGCAGGAAAAUUGCAUUCAAAGCACCCCUGACAGAUGGCCAUCCAGCCUCUGUUUAAAAGCUUCCAAAGAAGGAGCCUCCACCACACUCCAGGGCAGAGAGUUCCACUGCUGAACGGCUCUCACAGUCAGGAAGUUCUUCCUCAUGUGUUUCAUUUCAGUGAGAAUACAUUCCCUUUUGGAAACUACUUAACUAAAUAGUUUAAACCUCCUUCUCUUGGGGAUUUGAAGCAGGAGGCUGAGUGGCUAUCUGUCGGGAAAACUUGGAUUGUGUCUUCCUUUAUGGCAGAAGGGUUGGACUGGAUGGCCCUUGGGGUAUCCUCCAGUUUUAUAAUAAUUCUGCGAAGGAUAAUAAGCAGAGGCUGGAUGGCCAUCUGUCGGGUGCUUUGAUUGUGUCUUCCUUUAUGUCAGAAGGGCUAGACUGGAUGGCCCUUGGGGUCUCUUCUAUUUCUUUGAUUUUUAUGCUAAUUCUUGGGGGAGGCUUUGAAGCAGAGGCUGGAUGGACGUCUGCUGGGAGUGCUUGGAUUCUGUCUUCCUGCAUGGCAGGGAGUUGCUAUAGUAGGCUCUCUCUGUGUCUGAAUAAAAUCUGAAUAUGUAACUGUUGCCAAAAUUCCCAGGCUCUGCUAGCUAAAGUCUGAAUAUGUAACUGUUGCCAAAAUUCCCAGGCUCUGCUAGCUAAAGUCUGAAUAUGUAACUGUUGCCAAAAUUCCCAGGCUCUGCUAGCUUCUUGGGCGUGGCCCAACCAAUCAGCUUCGUGCUUUGCAUUUUGAAUUAACACACUUCCAACUGAUUUUUUUACAUGCUCCAACAACCUGGAGGUCUUUGGAUGGCCAUCUGUUGGGAAGGCUUAGAGUGUGUCUUCCUGCCCAACAGAAGGGGGUUGGACUAGAUGGCCCUUGGGGGUCCCUCCCCAAUCGAGAUUUCUAAUAACCAACAAUUGUGGUUGUUUUUUCCUGAAAUGACUGAGAAUCUGAAUAUAUUAUGUGGAUGAUAUCAAAAUUUCCUGCUGCAGGAUCAAGUGCCUUUGUCCCAAACAUCACACAAUAGGAUUGAUGGAUUUGAUCUGAAUUUUUAAUCAUGUUUGUGUUGAAUUCUGUAUGUAUAUUUGUACAUUUUUUAAUUGGAUACCAAUGCUUUUAUGUCAAGUCGCUUUGAGUCCCCUUUCGGGAGAUAAAGUGGAAUAUAAAUAAAUAUAAUAACAAUAAUAGGAAGAUUUAUAAUCUGAUUAAACAUAAAAUAUAUACUUUUU
This is a messenger RNA of Anolis sagrei ordinatus, 2240 nucleotides long. Its product is annotated as nicotinamide N-methyltransferase-like. The record is from RefSeq and is a predicted model, not a curated record. Lineage: Eukaryota; Metazoa; Chordata; Lepidosauria; Squamata; Anolidae. Gene Ontology annotation, cellular component: cytosol. Gene Ontology annotation, molecular function: N-methyltransferase activity.